GUGGAAUUAACCUCGAAAAUCAUUAAUAUUCAUAACUUUCAUCGAUUAUAUACAUAUAUAAUUAUUAUUCGUGUACGAACAGAAUACAAAUGAUAAAUUCUUUAGUUUCGAGUGUGUGUAAAACAAUUUCGGGGAAUUGUUUUCUUAAAAAUCGAGUCAGAAAUUUGUCACAAUUUGGUGGAAGGAUGGAAGGGUUUUUAUUUAGACAGUUGUUCGAUUCCACGAGUAGCACGUACACCUACCUUUUAGCCGAUACGGAAACCAGAGAGGCCCUAAUAAUUGACCCAGUUUUGGAACAGGCCAAAAGGGAUAAACAGCUCGUCGAAGAAUUGGGACUUACUUUGAAAUAUGCAAUUAACACUCAUGUUCACGCCGAUCACAUAACUGGAACCGGAUUUUUGAAACAGCUUUUACCCGGAACAAAAUCCGUGAUCAGUGAAGCCAGUGGCGCACAAGCCGAUAAAUUCCUGAAAGAUGGGGACAUUUUGCGUGUUGGGUCAAUAGAUCUUUUGGCAAGGGCCACUCCUGGCCAUACAGUUGGAUGUAUGAGUUAUAUUUUACAUAGGCAGGCAAUGGUUUUCACUGGAGAUGCCCUUUUAGUACGUGGUUGUGGAAGAACAGAUUUUCAAGGAGGUGAUUCGAGGGCUCUCUAUAGAAAUGUACACGAGGUGAUUUUGUCUUUGCCAGAACACUAUCUUUUGUAUCCUGCUCAUGACUACAAAGGUAACACCGUAACGUCUGUCGGCGAAGAAAAACGACAUAACCCGAGGAUGACAAAAACCGAAGACGAAUUCGUAGAAUUGAUGGCCAAUUUGAAUUUGGCCUAUCCUAAAAUGAUAGAUAAAGCAGUGCCUGCUAAUAAAGUUUGUGGUUUGCAAGACAUUCCUGAAAAUUAAAGAAGUGCCUUUGAUCAAAAAAG
Molecule: messenger RNA, 919 nt
Organism: Ctenocephalides felis (cat flea)
Lineage: Eukaryota; Metazoa; Arthropoda; Insecta; Siphonaptera; Pulicidae
Product: persulfide dioxygenase ETHE1 homolog, mitochondrial-like
Exons: 6
Coding region: 90-896 (268 amino acids)
Biological process (GO): glutathione metabolic process; hydrogen sulfide metabolic process
Molecular function (GO): sulfur dioxygenase activity
Source: RefSeq, a predicted model, not a curated record